AUGAUUUUCUUUAAAAUUCCAAAUAAGUUCUUGCUUAUUUUGGUACCAAUAUUGUUUUCAUCUUAUGCCAUUGCACAAAAAUGUGAUGACUACCAAUGUGAUUCAAGCAUUUUAGGGACUAGAAUCCGAUUCCCAUUUCGAGAAGUCGAUCAUCAGCCUAAGUCUUGCGGCCACCCUGGAUUUGAUGUGCGUUGCAAAGGAACAAAUAUAACACUCGAGCUUCCAAACUCGAUCGUAUUCAAAAUCGAUAGAAUUUCUUAUGACGAUCAAUAUAUUGAUCUCAUCGACACCGAUGGUUGUUUGCCUUUGAAAAUUCUUUCUCUUGAUCUCUCAAACACUUCGUUUUAUUCCCUUUAUUAUCAAGAAUUCGCGAUAUUUAAUUGCUCUGGCUACUUUGAUGACAUGCAUUUUAACAACACUAUAAGCAACGAAUUGCGCAAAAUCGAUUGCCUUAGUGGUUUGAGCUAUACUGUUUAUGCAAUAAACCCUCUUUGGGCUGUUUCUCUAUUGUCGUCGACUUGUCAAUGGGUUUCAAAUGUUAGUGUUCCUGAUUUUUAUGGUGUCGAUUUUUCUGCAAUCUAUGAGGAUGAUUUUAGUUUUACACUUCAUUGGGAUGAACCACAGUGUGGACCGUGUGAGAAAAUAGACCGACGUUGUCGUGUUAGAGGAGAUACUACUCAUGGAAUCGAGUGCACUACGAAAUUACCUGGUUUGUUUCCAAGUUAUAACAAUGGGAAUUCAAGUAUCAAGGCUGUUGUACUUGCUUUAGCAAUUGGGUUGCCGCUGUUUCUGGUGGUUCUAUUCGUUUCCAUGGUGUGCAUUCGACGUCGAAUGCAGAGAAAUAACGAGUCAGCUACGGACAGUACAAUGAGGAGGCGGAAUCAUACAACCAUAGCAAUCAGCCAAUCCACAUUAGAUUCCUUUCCAACUGUUGUCAUUAAUGAAAGCGGACAAUUGGCCACUGCUGACGAUCAUAACUGUCCGAUAUGCUUUUUAGAAUACAAGAUCAAGGAUGUCUUGAAGAUCUUACCUCAUUGUCUUCAUCGCUUUCAUGUUGCUUGUAUUGAUCAAUGGCUUCUCCUAGAUGGUACAUGUCCAAUCUGUCGAGUCGCUCCCAUUUAAUCGAUCUCACUUUCAGCCUCUCAAGAUAUGGAGUGCUACUACGUUACUCAUGAUAUUAGUGUUAUGCAUAGAUCAAUCUUGUGCAGUGUAUGCUUUCAUUAUAAUAUGUAUGUAAAUUAUGGUGAAUUUUGUGACUACUAUACUUCAAAGAUUUGUAAUUAAAUCAGUGUUGGUGUGUAACGGGUUAAACAAACUCAUGAUAUAAAUAAGUUUUUUACACAUGUUCAAGCCACGGACCUAUGUAUAGUUAAGGUUACUCUUUGAAUUUAAAUACUUCGAGUUAUUACUUAAUAAAACCAUCAAAUCAAACUAAAUACUGUUUAA
Molecule: messenger RNA, 1446 nt
Organism: Chenopodium quinoa (quinoa)
Lineage: Eukaryota; Viridiplantae; Streptophyta; Magnoliopsida; Caryophyllales; Amaranthaceae
Product: putative RING-H2 finger protein ATL21A
Exons: 2
Coding region: 1-1122 (373 amino acids)
Molecular function (GO): polysaccharide binding
Source: RefSeq, a predicted model, not a curated record